This is a messenger RNA of Cladophialophora yegresii CBS 114405, 1506 nucleotides long. RefSeq lists its product as uncharacterized. The transcript is spliced from 5 exons. Bases 1 to 1506 code for a protein of 501 amino acids. Gene Ontology annotation, molecular function: aldehyde dehydrogenase (NAD+) activity. Lineage: Eukaryota; Fungi; Ascomycota; Eurotiomycetes; Chaetothyriales; Herpotrichiellaceae. The record is from RefSeq and is a predicted model, not a curated record.
AUGAAGCCCAGCACGAUAGAAACCCGACUGUUCAUCAACAACGAGUUCGUCGAGUCCCAAACCGGCAAGACAUUCAAGAUCUCCAAUCCGGCCACCGACCAAGAGAUCUGCUCCGUGCAUGAAGCGUCCAAGGAAGAUGUCGACCUGGCGGUCGACGCCGCGGAGGCGGCAUUCCCGCACUGGAGCGCGCUCGCCGCGCAUGAGCGGGCCAUGUGUAUGUUCAAAUUCGCGCAACUCGUGCAGCGGGACGCGCAGCAGUUGGCCGAGCUGGACUCGAUGUGUAUGGGGAAGCCCGUCCAGUUGCUGAAGAAGAUGGACAUUCCUGCCCUGGUGGGCGUGUUCAACUACUUCGGCGGCAGCGGAUACCAUAUCGUGGGGGAGUCGAGUCUCAGUUCGCCCAAUUUUCUCAACGUCAGCGUGCGACAGCCUUACGGCGUGGUCGGGCUGAUCAUACCCUGGAAUGUCCCGAUGAUCAUGUUCGCCUUCAAAGUGGCCCCAGCCCUGAUAUGCGGCAACACCAUCGUGCUCAAAUCGUCAGAGAAAGCACCGCUCUCGUCACUAAAACUGGCGGCCCUGAUCAAAGAAGCAGGCUUCCCGCCCGGCGUGGUCAACGUGGUCUCCGGCUUCGGCGACCCCACGGGCACCGCGAUCGGCAUGCACAUGAAGAUCCGAAAGAUCAGCUUCACCGGCUCCGUGGCCACGGGCCGCAAGAUCCUCCGCAUGGCCGCGGACUCGAACCUGAAGAACGUGUCGCUCGAGCUGGGCGGCAAGAGCCCCGCCAUCAUCUUUGACGACGCCGACCUGGAAGCCGCGGCAAGGUACACGCACUACAGCAUCAACCACAACAGCGGGCAGCACUGCCAGGCCAACAGCCGGGUGUUGGUCCAGGAGGGGAUCGCGGACGCGUACAUUGAGCGCCUGAAGACGUUGAUGGCAAAAGUCACGAUCGGCGAUCCUGCCGACCCGGCCACGUUUCAGGGCCCGCAGUCCGAUCAUGCCCAGCUGGCGCACAUCCAGCGGCUGGUCGAGCAGGGAGCCAAGGACGGGACGCUGGUCUAUGGCGGCCAACGACACGGCACGACGGGGGCGUUUAUCGAGCCCACGAUCCUCAAGAACGUGCCCACGACGAGUGUCGCUUACCGGGAAGAGAUCUUUGGCCCCGUCGUCAUCGUGAACACCUUCAAGGACGAGGCCGACGUGUUGGCCGAGGCGAACUGUACGGAUUUUGGGUUGUUCUCCUCCGUGUAUACCACCAACUUUGACCGGGCCGUCCGGGUCGCCAAAGCCCUCGAGGCCGGCGCCGUGGGGAUCAACUGCUCGGUGCCCGUGCGCGCGGUCGACAUGCCCAUCGGCGGCUGGAAGCAGAGUGGCAUGGGCAAGGAGCUGUCCCUGCACGGCCUGAACACGUACACGGAGUUGAAGACGAUCUUUAUGAAGUACAACAACGAUCCGACCAGUAUGGCGGUCAAUACGUGGCAUAGCGGGCAGAUGCAGAACGGCAUAUAA